CGUUAUUCAACACUCUUAUAUCCCCGAAACCCAAACGGUUACACUAAAGGCAGAACGCAACCUGGAAAAAAGUAUUGUUUUCGGGAAAAACAUGGCUAAUUGCAGCUAGAACGCGAUUUGCAAAUUUGUCCAAAACAUUUUCGGAGCCACAAAGAAUCCGGCAAUUCGACGCAACCGGAGGACAAAUGAAAGUUGACGCGUGUUAAAUGCAAACAAGAAAAUUCCAACACAGACCUUGAGUGGCUCACACACUCCCAUACAGCCAUACACAGCCCUCCACACCUGCGUCACACAUACACACACGCACACCGAUACACAGGAGCAAAAGGGAUAGAAGAUCGAAAGAUCCCUGUUUUUUGUGUUUUUUUUAAAACAGGAAGUGGAUUUUAGGGGAUUCAUUGCAGCUGGCAAUAUGGUGAACGUACCACCAUUUCUCUGCAGCACUCCUCCUCCGCCUCCCAUUGAUUUCGGGGAGGAUGACGACGACGAUUCCGGUUUGCAAUCCACAAUUCACUUGGACGAAAAUGACGAAUACUCUAAUUUUGGCUUAGUCAGCGGCUCGAAAGAACCUUCUCCACCACCAGAUCCCGCUGAGGAAUUCCGAGAAAAGCCACCGGAUUUGCCGGAAAAUAAACAAACCGCAGAGGCGUUUAAUUACCAAGUAAAGCAGGCAAUGGAUUACGAUGUCUAUGGAGAAACGGCGCCACCCACACCGCCUCCUUUAAGUUUGGAGCUGGAAGAAGAGGAACUGGAAGUGCCCUCCUUGAAGCUGGACAGCCUAAGUCUCUACUCCACGGAAAGCGUUUCCACCGCCUCCACUCUCUCACCCACUGCAAAAACGGAGGCAGUGGCUCCGCCCGUGAUGCAAGAAACCAAAGCCCAUGUCCUCAGCCACCAAGUCACGCUGGAGGAUGUGUCUGACGAAAGCGACGAGGAGUGCUCUCCAAAGAAGCCCAAAGAACUAUUUAUACGCGAGGGAGCCGUGGAUUUCUUUGCCAUCGAGGUGCUGGCCACACCAACGCUACCAAAUGGAGGAAGUUAUCCGGAGGAGGAGCAGCUCCAGCAAAGUCCACGGAAGGGAAAGGCUCUAGAGGAUACUAUCCAAAAAGAAGAAAGCUUUAGAAGUUUGGAAAACCAAGAGGAUUGUUUAAAUAACUUGGAGAAACCGUUGGAGAACAUAGGAAAAAGCUUAGAACGUCCUCAGAAUACAGAAGAAACCUUCAACCAUUGGGGCAAAACAGCGGAUAGUGAUACAUUUCAAUUUCAAAACUUUGAAGCGACACCAAAAGAAUCAGCACACAAAGAAAUUAUCACAGAAAAUCAGGAUAACGAAGAAGACGAUGACUUUGGUGACUUUGCUGAUUUCUCAGCUGCCGGACCAGAAUCAGAGGUCAAAGAAACUCCAACGACAGCUUCUCCUGUUAAGUCUGUUAUUGAGGCACAGUCCUUAACGCUCCAGUCCACAACAAAAACGGAAACUGUGCCGGUUUUUAUUCAAUCUUCUCAUCCAGAAGCAGCAGAUGAUGGCUUCGAUGACUUUCAGGAAUUUGCCACUCCUACAAAAGGAAGUCCUGUCCAAAGCGAAGACGAUGACGAUGAUUUUGGUGACUUCUCAGAGCCCGUAGUCGCUCCCAUCUCAGUACCUCCACCACCACCGCCAGCCACUAUCCACCUCAGCAUUGAUGAACAAGUGAAACCAGUGCUUGAGAUGAUGUUCCCACAAUCAAAGGAGCGGGAGACGACGAGUGUAGAUGUGCGGAAACCGUUGGCAAAGUGCCAACGAUUUAACUUCGGUGCCAUUGAGCAUGCCCAGGCCCUGGAUUACCAGUGGAGCAGCUCGGAGAUGAGGCAUGCCCUCGUUCGAUCGCUUGGCAUCGAUUCUAGAAAUAUACUCUUCGGCGACAAGUGGAACUCAUCAAUGCCACGUUUUGCCGCCAACCUGAGCUUCGAUCCCCUUAAGCCGAUGAAACCUCUAUCGACCGGCGCAACUAGCAUCUUGGAGCCGAUUUCCAAUCCCAGCAGCUACCAGGAAUCACAUGUACAGACAUUACAAUUGGAACAACUAGACCAACUAACGGUGGUGGCUAAUGCUGAUAAAAUAAAUCUUGUUACCUCUAACUCCCACACCAAUAACAACUACGAUAAUGGUGACAACGACGUUGCUGCUCCUGUUGAUCAACUGGAUGAUAAACCACCUGUGAUGGAUUUGACGACCAAUAACAAUCACAAUUUGACAAUCGAUUUGCACCACUCUCCUCCACUCACACAUUUUGCCACCAUCUGCAACAACAACAAUAAUAACGAUAAUAACAAUCUUAACAACAAUCAUGCAAAUACUGCAACAAUGACAAUAACAAUUAACACAAAUCUCACUGCUCACGACGCCUUGCUGGAUUUUAGAUUGGAAAACGCCACCGCAGCACCGGCGAGCCAAACUGAAACGCGGACUGGCCCGUCUCAUGGGGAAGGGUCCUCCGGCUCCGGUUCCGCCAGCAACUCCGACGGCGAAGAACGACAGAACCAUCGCUACAAGUCAGGUCCAAGCACCGGCUCCGAGUCGAACCAUCUUGAACCCGCAACAGCGCCACCAGCAACAGUUGUUGCUCCAGCAGCAGCGACGCUAUCGACUGCUAUACCAGCAGACAGCCCUGCCCACCAGCUCAACGGCGGUGAGCAGCUGCAUCAGCAGCGGUCGGAGCAGGAGCAGUUUGAUUUGAGGACCACUCCGCCAGCUCCGGAGGAGAUAGUGGGCAGCUCGAUAGCCAGUUAUUCGGUGCCGCUGAAGGAGACCCACAUCUACACACCCUCAAAAUCGGAUACGGCGGUGGCCAAGACCACCACUUUGGCACCAAUUGAUUUCGACUACGAGAUGGCGGCCACGGGCAUUAUUAUCGAUGAGACGGUGGUCAAGAAGGAGUAUCGUGAUGUGGAGUACAAGCCACCAUUCGGUCUGGAUUCGCCCAGCAAAGUGAGUGGCAAUGGAGCUGCCAGCAACUUUGAAUUGCCGCCCCAGGCGGAAGACGAUGACUUUAGUGACUUUCAAUCGAUGCCGGCGCCCAGAUCGCGGCUCGAUACACCCACUUUCGGCGAACAGAUGAUCCUCAGUCCGGCCAUAUUGCUGCCCCAAGCCAUUCCGCUGGCCAAGAAGAAAGCGUCGUCCAUAGAGUGGGGCGACAAUGCUUUGUCCAGCAUAAAUGCGGAGGAAAUGGCUAGGAUAGAGGAGUUGUUUUCCUCGCAAGCCAAACCUCUUACGAUAAGCGCUUCAGUGGCCAAGAAACCAACUCCUCCCAAAAUAGUUCAAUCUCAGCCGCAAGAGGAUGAUGAAUGGUCGGAUUUUGUAUCUGUUCCAGUUAACCAACAGCAGCAGGCACAUCACCAACACACUAUAGCAAACAACAACAAUAAUGUAGCAAGCAACCUGAGGAAGCCACUUGCAGCUCCAAAAGAAGAUGAUUGGUCGGAUUUUGUGAGUAGCACUCCGAUGCCGGCUCGGCCAGCACCACAGUUUAAUUCCGGUGCUUGGCAGAGCGCCAAUUUCUACAACAAUCCCUUGAGUUUGUACCAAGCACAGCAGCAACAGCAACAUCCCCACAGCAACCUGGUGCCCAGCGGCGGCAACAACAGCAGCAGCAUCAACAACAAUGUGCCAGCCAUUCCACAGCAAAUACACAUCAUGCAUGACUUUUCGACGGCUCCCGUUUCUGGAGGAUUGGGUGUGGGUGCCACCACCUAUCAGCAGCAUCAUCAGCGGCAGCAGUUCCAAAUCGGCAACGCCAAAGUGGCUCCACGCAUCUCCCUCAUUCCCGAUCUCAGCUUUGUGGCACCCGCUUUGCCCACAAAUGCUGGUGCUUUUAUGGCUACUCUUCCAAAACCAAGUUUCGGUGGCAAGAAAUGACACAAGAAGCUGAGGGUGGGCGCUGGGCGGCUCCAACAGCAGCAGCAUCAGCGGCAGCAUGUGGGCGGUCCACGCCCACUGGGAGGCGGCGAGUCUACCAUCCUGACGUAGGCGGAAAGGGGGCGUACCCGUGGGCGAGCCAGUCAGUAUUAUGAAUCCGUCUGAUAAUUACCAUAAAACCGAACCGUCACACACGUAGUUUGAUGCAAACUGUGUUCCAUGUUGUUGUCGUUGUUGUUGACCUAAUCGUUGGCCUAAUUGUUGUUGUUGUUGUGCGUGCAUGUUGUUGUGUUAGUCGUAGAUCCGGAUUUAAAAAAAAAUAGGAAACAAAAAUGGUAACCAUUUUGUGCAAUAUUUCGAUUCUAAAUUUAUGUUGUACUUAAUUUUGACAAAAACAAAAAACAAAUUUAUUUAUAUGUAAACAAA
This is a messenger RNA of Drosophila rhopaloa, 4321 nucleotides long. RefSeq lists its product as uncharacterized. Gene Ontology annotation, cellular component: trans-Golgi network membrane; AP-1 adaptor complex. The transcript is spliced from 5 exons. The record is from RefSeq and is a predicted model, not a curated record. The coding region runs from base 413 to 3895 and encodes 1160 amino acids. Gene Ontology annotation, molecular function: clathrin binding. Gene Ontology annotation, biological process: intracellular transport. NCBI's taxonomy places the organism in Eukaryota, Metazoa, Arthropoda, Insecta, Diptera, Drosophilidae.